Molecule: messenger RNA, 5757 nt
Organism: Pangasianodon hypophthalmus (striped catfish)
Lineage: Eukaryota; Metazoa; Chordata; Actinopteri; Siluriformes; Pangasiidae
Gene: plppr4b
Product: phospholipid phosphatase-related protein type 4
Exons: 7
Coding region: 276-2495 (739 amino acids)
Biological process (GO): phospholipid metabolic process; axonogenesis; signal transduction
Molecular function (GO): phosphatidate phosphatase activity
Source: RefSeq, a predicted model, not a curated record
UAGCCAUUCCGCCAAAUAAAUAAUGGUGUGGUCUGGCCAGUGAGACUGCACGCGCUAUAUACUGCACAUUCCGCACGAGCUACAGAGCCAGAGCUGCUGCUGCUGCUGCUUAGUUAAAAGACAGGAUGUUGUAAUAAGACGCUUAGAGCUCCUCCAUCCUCGGAGCUAAUGGCAGCUUUAGUCGUCUGGAAUUGUCGGCUGGUGGUCGUGGUCUGCUGAAAAACGCUACAAGUGAGCCAGCUGUCUUCUUGGCACGGAAAAGCAAAGAACUAGCCAUGUCUGCGAGAGAAAGAGCAAAGGCAAAGACGACUAAGGAUAGCCUUUCCUUGCUGCCAUGCUUCUAUUUUGUUGAGCUUCCAAUCCUGGUGUCAUCUAUAGUGAGCCUUUACUUCCUAGAGUGGACAGACAUUUUCAAACCAGUGCGCUGGGGCUUCAGCUGCUAUGACCGCAGUCUGAGUUUACCAUACAUCGAGCCAACGCAUGAGGUGAUCCCCUUCCUCAUGCUCCUUAUGCUCACCGUCGGUGCACCUGCUAUCACGAUAAUGAUUGGAGAAGGCAUUCUAUUCUGCUGGCUGUCCAAAACUCAGAGUGGCCCUGGAGCCGAGGCCAACAUCAAUGCAGCUGGCUGCAACUUCAACUCCUACAUCCGCCGUGCCAUCAGGUUUGUGGGGGUUCAUGUGUUUGGUCUCUGUGCCACUGCUCUAAUAACUGACAUCAUCCAGCUGUCUACAGGUUACCCAGCACCGUACUUCCUUACUGUUUGCAAACCCAACUACACACACCUGAACUCCUCCUGUGAUGAGAACUCUUUCAUUCUGGAAGACAUCUGCUCUGGGACUGACACCGCCAUCAUUAAUGCUGGCAGAAAAUCGUUCCCUUCCCAGCAUGCAACCUUGGCAUCCUUUGCUGCUGUCUACAUCUCUAUGUAUUUCAACAGCACUCUGACAGACUCAUCUAAGCUCCUGAAGCCCCUGUUGGUCUUCUCCUUCAUCAUCAGUGCCAUCAUAUGUGGCCUAACACGGAUUAUCCAGCACAAGAACCAUGCCAUUGAUGUAUACCUGGGAUUUCUCCUUGGAGGGGGCAUUGCUAUUUAUUUAGGUUUGCAUGCCGUUGGGAAUUUUCAACCUAGUGAGGAGAAGCUGAAGAGUGAACCUCAGGUUCAGGAUACUGUUAGGUCCCUGGGUGAGCUAGGUCAACAUGUUGGCCACCAUCUGCCUGCUAAAAGCUGUAGCAGUAGUGAUGGCAUUUCCUCCUCACACUCAGAUGGCCUCCUUCACCGCAAUCUUCAGACCCGGCAUACUAGAUCCCUUACCAACCUGAAGAGAUCGAGCGCAGAUGUGGAAGUCUCACAGCCCCAUAGCCCCACGGAUAUGGACAGUAUGGUGACCUUUAGUAACACUCUGCCACGGAUUCACCCACCAACCAUGGAUGAGGGCGUAAGGCGCAAUGGAACAGUCCAUUCAUCCAUGGACUCCAGCCGUUCCAAGCAGUUGUUAUCGCAGUGGAAGAGUAAGAAUGACAAUCGAAAGCAUUCCAUGCAGGCUGUGGAAACUGCUCUGGGACAGUGUUCCACCAGCAGCAUGGAGACACGCUGUAGCUCAGAACCCUCCACCGCAGGCAUUAAAGGGGAACAGCAAGGUCCGGCAGGGUCAUGUCUCAAACUGGCCACUGGAAGCAGCACUUUACCCAGCAAUCCUUGUGGUAUUGCUGGAGGUACAAGAGUGUCUAUUCAGUCCAGACCAGGCUCUUCCCAACUGGUGCACAUUCCAGAGGAGACUCAGGAAGGCAUGAGCACUUCACCUAGAGGUAGCGUCCGGGACAAGUGGCUGAAAAGCAUGGAAAAGAAUGUCAAUGGACAACCACGUGUUGUGCCAGUGAUUGGCAUGUCCAAGCAGCAUGGCCUGUUGCCCACAGGCUCCAGCAGUUCCGAGAGCAGUAGCCACACCAGCUCCACUGCACCUCUGCACCGCCAUAAGAGCCUGAGUGAGGAGCCUGGUUCAGGGGUUACCAGCCAGGGUUCCAUCGUCCGAGUGGAGGCACACCCAGAGAAUGGACGGCCCUUGGUUCAUGCCCACUCUACUGAUGGCACCACCUUCUGGACCUGGAAGUCUCAGAGCAGCUUAAGACAGUCUUUUGAGCUCAAUGACCUCAACCGAGACUCAGAGAAUUGUGAUUCACUUAGGGACGGCUAUGGCUCCACAGACAGGAAGAGGAGCAACUCUGGCGCUCCGAUACAUGUCACAGUCCCAACAGUUCCUGCUGUCUCCUCUAUUUCCACUCUAGCCAACUCAGUAGGUGAUCAGCACCCUCAUCAAACCGUCUCCACCAUCCGGGUCACCCCUAUAGAGAGCAGUGAGAGUGGCCCUGAGAGUCGCGACUCAACACUGCGAAGGAAAAGCAAUAUGAUCCUAAUCCCUGAAAGAGGGAACAGCCCAGACAACACCAGGACCAUUUUCUACAAGGGCACUUCCACCACCCCAGCAUUUAAUGAGUAGCAAGCAUUUAAUGCCUUUUCACUGUUUAUGUAUCGCACAUGAGGUCCAUAUAUGAGGUGUUCACUAUAUUUGUCCACACAUGUACAGUUUGCUGGUGUGUUUUGUACUCUGGAUGACACCAUUUCUUACACUGCAUGUAAUCACUGGUUUAUAAAGUUGUCACAGUGACACAAAAGCACAAACCCAGAACUCUUUCUAUGCUGUUGGCUGUUGUCCUAAUGAAGAAGUACAGUACAUUGUAGCAUAUAACCUAAUUCUUUUAUUCUAUACACUGUGAAGUUGACCUAGUGCCAAGUCUUAACUUAAACACUGUAUAAAUGUUUAACAAAGUAAUUUUUCAGUGAUUACCCUAGCCCGUAAUUUUUUGUAAUAUAAAUAUUCUCUAAAAUGGGUGCUGUCCUAUUUAGAUAUGAAAAAAAAAAGCUUGGAUCAGAAAAUUGUUUUGUGAGAAGCAUUUAAUGACCAUAAGUGCUUAGAAUAUUUUCUGUAGUUCGUUGUAUAUCUUAUAAUCAGGGCUGGUGCAUGCUAUUCUGAUGCUCUAGGCGAAACAGAAUGUACCUAUACCUCCAACCAGUCCGUUGUUUAAAAGUUUUACAAAUUGACCACUGGUGGUGACUGUCUUCUUAGCCAUUUAAUGUGCUUACAGAGUGCACUCAUAGAGAGCUUGGUAAAAUUAUAUACCUUGCAAUGAAAUAGGUGGACGAUAGUGUUGGUACAUUAAACCACCCAUGUACAAGUGCCACUCUAGGAAAUUGCCUAGGUCACCGUUAUGUAUGCACCGGCCCUGCUUGAAAUACCAUGCACUAUAUUCUCCUAUUUGCAAUACAAAUCUGUGUUUUCACAACUUCAUCAUGAACUUAUUCAUUUGUGUUUCUUGCUCUCAACAGCACAUAUUUUCUUCACUUUGCUAUGCACAGUGAUUUAAUGAAUACUCCUAGUCUCACUAAGUUGGAAGUAUGUUCAGUAGCAAAUCAAGGUGCAAAUAGAUCACCGUCUUCCUUUGGUGUGCGUGAUAGUACCAGGUGCUUGUAGACACACUUUGCUGCUAUUGUAAGAUCACUCACAGCCCAGACCUCCAGCUGUGCUGUUCACUUCUCAUUUUUGCGCUUGAGUGGACAAAGUGAGGCAGAAAUUACUUAAGCCUAUGCCAUUGGUAUUUCCUUUAUUCCAUUCAACAACAUGGUCAAUUUAUGGAACAUUAUUCAUCUAAGCAGGCCCUAUAUCCACGUAAAGUAUAUUUAUAUUUAGUCAGAAUAUACAUGUGGUUACUAUAAGAACACACGAGUUACCUAUUUUUAGAUGUAUUUACCAAAUGUGGUGCCAUAUCAACUAUCAAAAAAAAUAGAAUUGAAUGUUUAUUUUAAUAGACAUGAAGAUUAAUAAUAUUCUUAACUGACUUUUUUAUAAAGCAUAUGUAAAUGUGCCAAAGGGUAUUUUAAAGGGAACGUUCUGUGUUUUGCUAUAGUAAUUCUACAGCAGUCUGUAUUCUUGUAAUCCACAUACAGUGUGGCACAGCUAGAGCAUUUGCAUGCUGAUGAUUUGAUAUCAAACAUUGUUUUGUUCUCUUUUUGAAAAGGAUUAAAACAGUUGCAGAAAGUGUAAUUAUUCAAUUGUUUAUUCUGGACAUGAAAUGUUGGUGGACAGUCUUUAUAAAUGUGUUAUUUUGUUAAUUAGAGUAGCAACCUCAACACUACAAAGGAAAGACAUCUGAAUAGUGUGUGCACAUUUGAUUUAAGGAAUGCAUCAAGCAUGUUUCUGAGAUGACUGUGGGGCACUACCCUAAAAUACUGUGUUUGUGUUUAAUCAGGAAAGUGGUAAUAGGUUUGCUGUGUAUGGGAACAGGUCCAGCAGCACCCAUUACACUGGCACCAGGCUCUGUUUAAGAGACUAAAAGAUAUCAUCUUUCUCUCAAUCGAUUGUGCCAGAUCCACAAAAGAAAAGGGAUCCAUAGGAAAAAACUCUGUAGCAGUGUUUAAAUAAAUGUUUGUUAUUUAGUCCACAACAAAGUCUUCAUUCCUUUUUUGAUUUAGUGUGUCUUUGAUUAGCAUUUAUUCUUUUUAGAGGUUUCAGACAAAAAUGGCUGAUCGACUGAAGUGCAGUCUGAUCCCAGUAUUCAGUUUAUGGCUCUAUUAUCUCCAUUCAUAAUGCUUUCUGUCACUAAAUUAUCCUGGUGAGGCAGUCAUUCACAUUCCAUCAGCUCUGAGAAAACAUUUAAGUAAGAAAAGUCUUGCUAGUAUUAGCAUGGACGAGUGUGCAUGUGUUCCAGCCCUUACGUUAGCAUUUCUUUUGACUCACCCUUGUAUAAUUACCAUAAUAGGGUCUGAGUUAGGGCAGUACAUGACCUCAAUUGAAAUAAAGUGCAUGAUAAAUUGAAAAUUUUCAAUCAACUAGAAAAAACUUAACUGCAUUGGUUCAUAAUACAUAAACACCCAUACAUACACCAUUACAACAGUGAAUUACUUUUAUGUUUACAAUGCUUCAUUCUGCUGCUUAGGUUUUCCAUGUCAUGAUACUUAGUAGAUAAGCCUUCCUAUAAGCAUCCUGUGCCAGCUUGGAUAGCGUCUUCAGCGUUUGUACAAUUGAAAGAGGAUCCUGGUGCAAGGUAUUGUGUUAGGUUAGCUUGGAACAGGAUACAUUCCCAACACUACACUACAUUACAACAGAUAACAUUCUAUAAGACUACUACAUUCUUAAUAACAUUUAAGGUUCACAAGGAAACUUUUAAUAAAAUACAUGACAAAUUAAAUAAAUUACUAGUGCAAACAAAAAAGUCCAGGGGGUGGAGCUGGACCUGAUCAAACUGCUCCUAUAAGCCUAACCUAUGAGAGACGCUGUGCAACACAGAGCAACAAACGCACUUAUCCAGCAUGAAUCACACUGAGUUGUCUUCACCCUCAGGUCCAACUCCACCUCCUGGACUUUGGUUCUGCAGCUAGGGGUACCUGGUGCAAAUACUAGUUACAUAUAUAACAAUGGUUCUAUAAAAAUCUAUGGUAGAUUUUAGACCAUUGUGCUAGACAGCACUCUCCACCACCAUUACACUAAUUAAGGGAAUAUAUUUUGGAAGAAUAGUGCUCUAACAUUCCAGUUCAGUUCUAGAGUAUCGUAGAAUCUCUGCCAAGGAACCUUGUAGCUGUUCUGGUGGAUCGUGCUUUACUAUGAGUACUUGUGUGGUGUUUUUUUCCCUUUAAAUUGUUACCUGUCUGUACAUAAUUAGCAUUCUAUUUCACCCCUCCUAACGACCAGGGACAGCUGGAUAGCA